CUCGCUGUCCAAGGUUUUGGGCAGCCCUGUCAGAGCUUAACACAAGUCCAACCUAGUGAACUUCCUCCGCGGUUUUCUGAUUGACUUCCCCUCUCCGCCUCACAUUAAGUCACUCCAGCGCAGUGACCCCGCACUCUGGCUGCAUCACAGAUCCCAAUGCAGCAGCAAAAAGUCAGGUUUUAAACUCUUUAAGUGCUGCCAGCAGUGUGGCAGUGCUGCCGAGGGCUCAGAUCUGGCCCUGAACAGUUACAUCGCUCAUGAGCAAUGCCACAAAUACACGUUACAGACAAGCUGCCGAGGCCCAAGCACGCCAGGCAAGGAACACCACCAGCAUGGUGAUCCCCACUCCAGCCCUUAAAAACAACUCAGUGUUUCAACCCACAGAGCCGUGAGCAGCACGCAGGAGGACCAUGAAGCAUGGUCUAUCUACAGCACCCAGUGCUAUGUCCAGGGCCACGGAUACAUCUGCGGCUUGGAAGGGAGAAAAUGUCUUAUAAGGACUUUCAAGAAAGCAGACUGAGGUUCUCGGACUCACUUAAUGGUCAGUGCUGGAUAUUCCUAAAAAAAGGUCUAGAUGACUUCAGAGAUGGCUUUCCUCCUUCAUCUGAUAACAUGAUUGUGUAUGGCAGAAAGCGGCCUGUCUCAAUUAACCUUCAAAAGAGCACACUGCAAUCUUUACCUGCAGUUCCACGGAAGAAUAGGAGUAAGUGUGCCAAAACGCAGGUCUGUCUUUCCAAGCUCAGCCCGCUGCAGCAAGCCAGAAGGGAUUAUGUUGCACAGAUAGAGUGCUGUCUGAACCAGCACCGCUUCACGCUCUGCCCACACCUGGGAAAAAGUAUCUCCCCGAAGCUCUUGAGAGAGGUUGCUGGUGCCCUGGAUCCUGAAAUGCUUUUGAAGAACAAGGCUGGCUACAGUGACUAUGAGCAGGAGAACCAACCCCUUCUGGAGGUGCUGGAUCAUAUGGAAGACACGCGAGGCAAAGCAACAGCUUCCAAGACACGAGUACACGGCAAGGAGUCUCGAGGCAAAAACUCCUGUACACGGCUUUCCAAGAAGGUAGCAGUGAGAGAAAAGGCCAUGCUGACUGACUUCAUUUGCCCUGAUGAACACGUAAAGCAUGUAAAGCAAGUAACCAAGCAUUUUUGGGACCGGGCUAUGUCUUUGGGAGGAGGGAACUGCAAUAUCGAUGAAGGUGCCCUCACGAGCUUGCUCAACACCAGCUGUGAAAGGGAGGCUGCUGUCCCUUCACUUUUCCGUGCUGUGAAAUUCAACACUGUGCAAGCAGAGCUGCCAAAGUGCCAGGGAAUUUCACUUCCCCGGUUACCUAUCAGGAGUUCUCAUCACCUAAGGAGCCUGCCCUGCCAGGUUAAGGUUCCUGCCCCCCCCAAAUGGGAGAAGAUUAGAUAUGGAGCAUGGUAUCUCGAUCCCAAAACUUGGAGGAAACAGAAAGAGAACGAACCAUUAAAAGCUCCAGAGGCAACAAUCAAUAGCCUUGGGAAUGCGAAGAACCUCUCCGAAAAAAAGGAGAUGGAAGUCACGCAGCUCUACAGCGCACAGGCCUUUAAGGAAUUCCUGGAAAAAAAGGGCUACAGAAAGCCUUGGUUUCUUCUGAAAAUGCUGGCUGAGGGAAAUGAUAAGAGAGCUCCUGAGAGGACAUCCAAGUCUUGCAAGAAAGUGUCUAAAGAGAUACGACAAAAUAAGAGAAGGUUCUUUCAUGACCAUGAACUAAUACAGAUUUCUAAAUCCUCUUAAAAUUAAUGGAAACUAGUAGCUGAGCUGCUCCUAAAAGAGUAUUCUUACAUUAGAAUAAACUUAAAGGUAGUUUUGAGUUACUACUGAAAUGGCCAGAUUGGAUUUGGACUACCAAAUUCCGGGCACAAACCACUUGGCUAGCUUAGCAGUGCUUGGGCUUGGGUAGAAGGUACUGAUGAUGUCUUAUGCAGUAACAUGCUGGCUUAACCAAAGGUCCUGGCCCACGAGCAACUUAAUUUUUUUUAAGCAUCUACAUUGUGUUUACUGCUUUACAGAAUAUAAAUAAAUGAUUGCUGAAUUCUCUAAGGCA
Tyto alba (common barn owl) is the source of this 2062-nucleotide messenger RNA. RefSeq names its product protein FAM47E. The coding region runs from base 418 to 1752 and encodes 444 amino acids. The record is from RefSeq and is a predicted model, not a curated record. The transcript is spliced from 8 exons. Lineage: Eukaryota; Metazoa; Chordata; Aves; Strigiformes; Tytonidae.